Molecule: messenger RNA, 2915 nt
Organism: Neoarius graeffei (lesser salmon catfish)
Lineage: Eukaryota; Metazoa; Chordata; Actinopteri; Siluriformes; Ariidae
Gene: grhl3
Product: grainyhead-like transcription factor 3
Exons: 15
Coding region: 145-1854 (569 amino acids)
Biological process (GO): regulation of transcription by RNA polymerase II
Cellular component (GO): nucleus
Molecular function (GO): DNA-binding transcription activator activity, RNA polymerase II-specific; RNA polymerase II cis-regulatory region sequence-specific DNA binding
Source: RefSeq, a predicted model, not a curated record
CAGGCCCAAAUCAAAACCACUUCACUCAAGGAGGUACACAGAUAUAACCUCUCUCUCUCCUUUAUAUAUCAAAACAGAAACACACCUUACCAGAGAGGAGAGCUUAGACUGUGGAUUUUAUUUCUGCUGCCUCUGAGGAACGACAUGACCAAGGAGACUGAGGCUCUGAUGAUUUUACAAAACGAGAUCUUUAAUUACCCAUGCUACCCUGACAGCUACCUAAUGGAUUCCUGGAACUACAUGGACACUGAUGGCAGCAAAACUAAAUCCAGGCUCACUGAGGAAGAUCUCAACAGUAUCUCCAUCUUUGCAAGUGAUAUUUGCAAGACUCCAAAAGAGCAGAAGAUGACUUCCUGUUCACAUGCUGGCAGUACAUUUAAACCGAUAGACAGAACACCACAUGGUUCUUCCCCUGAACUGACAACUCUACAAAACUCAAACCUCAUGAAGCUGGUAUCCGAGAGUAUUUGCAUCAAUCAAUCACAAGUUACGAAGCAAAUUUCUCCAAGCAACAACAGCUACAUCCAGGCCGUCGCGGGCGACAGCUAUGAAAAGCAAGCCAUCAACAACAUAUUUGAUUCCCUUAUGCUCAAUACGCCUCAUAAACCAUGGCCUUCGGAUACCUCCUACCUAGACGCCAGCACUGAACCUCUAGGCUACAGCACUGAUUUUGUGGCCCCCCCAAGUCCUGAUUAUUCUGACUCGUACUCAAACUCUCCUCCUGAGAGGUACAGUAGGGAUGAUUUUCAGUUUAUUCUCGGAGCAUCUCAAGCCUCUCAAAACAAGACCACAGAGAUUCCUAUGGUGUACCUGAACAAGGGUCAGUUCUACCCCAUCACCCUGCAGGGAGUGGACAGCAGUGCUGGGAUCCCGUGCAACAAAGUGAAGACUAUGAUCAUGGCAGUGUUUGAAAAUGAGAAGAGUCCUGAGAUGCAGCUGAAGUGUUGGAAUCAUUGGCACGCACGGCAACCGACAGCUAAGCAGAGGGUCAUUGAUAUUGCUGACUACAAAGAAGUCUUCAGUGGCAUCAGCGAUGUAGACGAGGUCGCUUUUAACGCCUUAUCCUUCAUCUGGAACACCAAUGAAGAAGCUAAGGUGUAUAUUGGUAUCAAUUCCCUCAGCACAGAUUUCUCAUCUCAGAAGGGAGUGAAAGGCGUUCCUCUAAACCUGCAGAUCGACACGUAUGACUUCAGCUCUGGCACCAACCGUCUCAUCCACCGAGCCGCCUGCCAGGUCAAGAUCUUCUGCGAUAAGGGUGCAGAGAGGAAGAUGCGAGAUGAAGAACGCAAAAGGGUCAAGAGGCGACCCAAGAAUGUUGCUGACUCCACUAACAGUGGAAAACAGCUUGUUUCCAGCUCAAUUGGGAAGGACUGCACUUUCUUCAAGGCCCUGGACGACCACAUCACACAACCUGUGCUGUUCAUCCCUGAGACCCACUACAGCAACCUGCAGCGCUUGGUGGUGACUACCAGUGCAGACGAAAGUGAGAGGAACUCGCUGAAACGUGUCGCCUGUUUCUCUGAUUCAGGAGAGCAGUGUGGCUUACCGCUCAGCAAACAACCACGCAGGGAAGAACAGCAAAGAGUCCUCCUGUAUGUACGACAAGAAUCAGAGGAAGUGUUUGACGCCCUGAUGCUGAACUCUCCCACCUUGAAAGGACUCCGGCAAGCGAUUUCAGAAAAAUACAGCCUGCAAGAAGACACCAUUGGGAAAAUCUUCAAAAAAUGCAAACGAGGGAUUUUUGUGAACAUGGACGAUAACAUCAUCGAACACUACAGCAACCAUUCCGCCUUCCUCAUCGAGAUCACCGAGACCCUGCUCAAUCAAUUCCAAGUCACGCUACUUGAGUUAUGAGGGACAUCAUCUUCCAUUGAUGCAAGUCCCACCCCCUCACUGGCAGCAUCUCCUCAGCCUGCCAAUCAGAAAGCACUGCCACGUCUCAGAGAUAUUUUUUUUUGGGGCAACAGCUGUCACCAUGGGGACAAUAGAGUGCAGCAGGUUUACAGCUAAACAUCAGGACCAUAUUAAUUACCUCUGUAAAUACAUUCUAUUUUACCUAUUUUUAUUAAUUAUUACUUUUGUUUGUUUUUUAACCACUGUCGAAUAUGACGUAAGCAAUUAAGAUGCAUUGAACAAAAUGAUGAGCGAAGGAAUGAAUGAAUGAGCUGUAAAUAGGAAUUGUAAAUAGAAGUGAAUAUUGUUAACAAAAAGAUACUUUGUAUGUCUUAUGAUUAGAUAUGAUUUGUUAAUAUUUCAGUGAUAGCUUUGCAAUGUUUGCCUGUUUGAAACCCCCCCCCCCCAUCACUGCUGCUUUCUGUGGAAGGAAAAACAGAACAUGGUAGCGGUAUUGCUUACGCAUGCUUGUGUACAUUCCUUUAACUUCAUGUAUGCGCCUCUUAACACUAAGUAGGUUCAUAUGCUUCCAGUCAGGACUCUGAAGCUUCACACUAGCCUGCCUGUUUCACAUCCGAAACUGUCCAAGUCAAAACCAGGGUGGUUUUGGACUUUGAACGUCACACAUUUCCUGCCCGCGGAGCCGCAUUUCUGUCUCAGUGUUUCACUUGUGAAAAAUCAAUAGCUGGUGGCUUUUUGUUGCUCACCGUCGACUCUGCACAUUUCGAGGCUGCUCAAGCAUUACGGGUUUCACGACGAGGUAGCCUCUUGUCCUCCCACAUUUAGUUGAAAAGAAAAAAAGGAACCACAAAAAUUUAAAUCACCAGGAAAAAAAAUCCCUGUUGAAGUUUGGACUGAUGAUCUAAGUUUUUGUGGAAUUUCUUUGUUUAUUCGGAUUUCACAUCACAAGCAUUUCAACUGCUUUGUGUUUCCAUUGUAUAUCAUUGGUAUUUUGCCACAUUAACCCUAUUUGCUUUUGUAUUUCGUCUACUUUUAUAAGGAAAAUAAAAAAUGAAAUGAAA